Molecule: messenger RNA, 522 nt
Organism: Penaeus indicus
Lineage: Eukaryota; Metazoa; Arthropoda; Malacostraca; Decapoda; Penaeidae
Product: Krueppel-like factor 14
Exons: 1
Coding region: 1-522 (173 amino acids)
Source: RefSeq, a predicted model, not a curated record
AUGAGGCAAAUGCCGCCCAUGCUCCCGCCCUCAUCGAGUGCCCUGGUCUUGCCUCCUGGCGUGUCCCUCCUGCAGUCGGGCGUGGGGCUGCCCGGGCUAGGCGUGGGUGGGGUCGUGGGGCUAGGGGGGAUGAUGGGCGUAGGCAGCGGACCCGCCCUCUCGCCCUCCGUCAGCAUCGACCUACCGGAGCCGUCAGUUCUGUCAGCGGAGGAGGCGACAGCGGGCGUGCAAAUGGGCAUCAAGGUGCGCGGGCUGGACCUGAUGCGCUACGGGCGGCUGGAGGACGGCGUCUACAAGUGCAGCGAGUGCGAGCGCAUUCAGAUCCCGAAGACCUUCAAGACGUCGUACUCGUUCCAGCGCCACGCCUACCUGUACCACGAGGGGCGGCCCAAGCGGUUCCCGUGCCCCGUGUGCGGGAAGGAGUUCUCGCGCCCCGACAAGAGGAAGAGCCACCUGAAGGAGAAGCACGGCCUGUUCCAGCCCGACCCGCCCGACCAGGCGGACUACGCCAGCUCCUUAUAG